Molecule: messenger RNA, 2931 nt
Organism: Mandrillus leucophaeus (drill)
Lineage: Eukaryota; Metazoa; Chordata; Mammalia; Primates; Cercopithecidae
Gene: QTRT2
Product: queuine tRNA-ribosyltransferase domain containing 1
Exons: 9
Coding region: 177-1466 (429 amino acids)
Molecular function (GO): tRNA-guanosine(34) queuine transglycosylase activity
Source: RefSeq, a predicted model, not a curated record
GUGCACUCAAAGGGACAUUCUGAAGGGAACCCUGCAAGUUGCCUGUUGUUCUUCCUAGGGGAGGACUGAGCAUGCAAUCACUGCUUCCCAAGGGAGGCUUUUCCCACAAAGGGGGCACAGCAGUCACCUGAGAGAGAGAAACAUGUUAUAACUCAACUAUUUAAAGGACUGUGCUGAUGAAAUUCAACAUUCAUGAGGACCUAGAAGAAUCCCUUAGGAUGAAGCUGAGUCUUACCAAGGUAGUUAAUGGCUGUCGCCUAGGAAAAAUAAAAAACCUGGGCAAAACAAGGGACCACACCAUGGAUAUUCCAGGCUGCCUUCUGUACACCAAGACUGGCUCCGCCCCACACCUCACCCAUCACACACUGCGUAAUAUCCACGGGGUUCCUGCCAUGGCUCAGCUUACGCUGUCAUCCCUAGCAGAACAACAUGAAGUCUUGACAGAAUAUAAAGAAGGAGUUGGAAAGUUUAUAGGCAUGCCAGAAUCACUUUUGUACUGCUCCCUGCACGAUCCAGUCAGCCCCUGCCCAGCUGGUUAUGUAACAAACAAGUCUGUGUCUGUGUGGAGUGUUGCAGGACGAAUGGAAAUGACUGUUUCCAAGUUCAUGGCAAUUCAGCAGGCCCUUCAGCCAGAUUGGUUCCAGUGCCUCUCCGAUGGAGAAGUGUCUUGUAAGGAAGCAGCUUCCAUAAAAAGGGUCAGAAAGUCUGUUGACCGAUCACUUCUUUUCUUGGAUAACUGUCUGCGGCUGCAGGAAGAGUCAGAGGUUCUUCAGAAGAGUGUGAUCAUUGGAGUGAUUGAAGGUGGAGAUGUGAUGGAAGAGAGGCUGAGGUCAGCACGAGAGACAGCCAAGCGGCCCGUAGGUGGCUUCCUUCUGGAUGGUUUUCAAGGAAAUCCAACAACCCUGGAGACUAGACUGUGCUUACUGUCAUCAGUCACUGCAGAGCUGCCGGAGGACAAACCAAGGCUCAUAUCUGGUAUUGGUCGGCCAGAUGAGGUGCUCAAGUGUAUUGAAAGAGGAGUGGACUUAUUUGAGAGUUUUUUCCCUUAUCAAGUAACAGAGCGGGGAGGUGCCCUGACUUUCAGUUUUGAUUACCAGCUGAAUCCCGAAGAGAUACUAUUACAACAAAAUGGAACACAAGAAGAAAUAAAAUGUGUGGAUCAAAUAAAGAAAAUGGAAAUAACUGGUUGCAACCAAGAAAUAACAUCAUUUGAAAUUAAUCUGAAGGAAAAAAUGUACCAGGAGGACUUUAACCCGCUGGUGAGAGGAUGUUCCUGUUACUGCUGUAAGAAUCACACUCGGGCAUACAUCCACCAUCUGCUGGUGACCAAUGAGCUGCUGGCCGGAGUCCUGCUUAUGAUGCACAACUUUGAACACUACUUUGGGUUUUUCCAUUCCAUCCGGGAGGCACUAAAAAAUGACAAACUGGCACAGCUGAAAGAGCUCAUCCACAGGCAAGCAUCUUGAGAUCUUGCAAAUACAAGUCUCACUCUUCACACUGAGCCUGUAUCAGUGUUGUAAGAUGGGAAGACAUGAAGAAGAAAUAAUCUGAGCCUUAGUUAUUUAUAUUUUGAUAUAAGGUCUGCUAAAGUAAAGAAUAUUUGUACCAAACUGCCCACAUGAGGGUGAAGAGAUUUCUUCUAAAGACUUAAAUGACCUGGAUUGAACAGAGCGAAUUGAACUGUGACCUUUUAAACUUCUAGACUAAUUCUUUUAGUUGAUAGAGAUUCAUUUAGUCAAAUACAAAAGCUUUAGCUGUGAGGGCACAACCUUGAAGUGGGAGUGGCAAGAUUCUGAGGGACCAAUGAAUGGGAUGGAGGCUUGAAGGAAAAUGGUGUGAGACGCAUGGCCUCUGGACAUGUGCCUGUUGAUUUGAGAAGAAAUCUGGCUUGUUUGAGGGUUUCCUUUAGUUCACCUUCAUACUCUCAGGAGACUCUUUUGGAUACUUCUGUCUUCUACCCUGCCCUGGCAGUGCAGCCAAUCAGAAAUCACUCUUGUGACUUAACCGGGCUCGGAUAUCCCUGGAAUGUGGGGCGGGCUUGAACAUUGCUCCUGUGAUCAUCUGUCCCAGGUCACACUCCUCUAUUUGACCACAUGGCCUAUUUGUAGCUUCUUUUUAGAGCCAAUGUAAUUGCCUGUUAGGAGCCAAAAGUUUGCCCAGCUGCUUUCAUCUGGUUGUGCACAUCCAUUGUGAUCUGCCUUCCAGGUUCAUUAAUAGUCUAACUACGUAAUAACUGAAGCCCUAUCUCUUGUGAAGAUUCAUUCUCAAUGUGUUCACUUAGACAGAGCCCUGCCUGGCCUAACGAUUAGAAGAUAGUCUCCAUCCUCUUCAGAUAUGACUCCUGGGCAAUUCACUUAACUUCUCCAUGACUGUUUCCUGCUGAAUAAAUAGGGACAGGCAUAAUGGAUAGGAAUGAAUGAACUUUUAAGAUACUGUCUAGCUCUAAAAUUUGAAGAACAAAAAGUUUUAGAUUAGAGUCAUAACCUUAAUAGCCCUAAUUGUCAUCCUGGGAGACAGGCAACAGUAGGGAUAUCUGAGAGCCUAAAGAGAGGUUUGGCCUGUGGGUUUUUAAAUGGUUAUUGAAUUGGUAUCAGGAGAUCCUGAGGCUGGUAGGGGAAGGUGAUUCUUUCUAAGUUAUCUCUAUGUUUUUCAAGUUUUCUUUAAGGAAUACACAUACACCCACAUGCACACACCAUAGUUUUUAUACAAACAGCAAUAACAAAACCAAAAAGAUGCCCCUUUUUUUUGUAGGGGUAAGAAAUACAUUUGUUUUAUACUUCUGUGCUAUAUUUUGCUGUUCAAAAUUUAGUGGACAUUACUUAAUAUUGUUUCUAAUUAUUUUGUGGCUGCUGUAUGUUUUAUUUGUUGGGAGCCCAUUAUAUUAGGCCGUUCUUGGAUUGCUAUAAAGAAAUACCUGAGACUGGGUAAUUU